Molecule: messenger RNA, 1646 nt
Organism: Momordica charantia (bitter melon)
Lineage: Eukaryota; Viridiplantae; Streptophyta; Magnoliopsida; Cucurbitales; Cucurbitaceae
Product: L-ascorbate oxidase homolog
Molecular function (GO): oxidoreductase activity; copper ion binding
Source: RefSeq, a predicted model, not a curated record
CUCCCAGUUUCCCUCCUCUGGCUUUGUACGUUCACCACCUACUCUCUGCGCAGCGCGCUUAAGCAUAAAAACGCGCUCUUCUCUCACUCCUCCAUCCCCCAUUUCUCUCUCUUCGCAAUUGCCUCCCUUUCCGGCCAUGGCCAUUGCUUCAGCCCCUCUCCUCUGCCUCUGCGUCUCCUUCUUCGCCAUUGUUGCCGCCGACGAUCCUUACAGAUUCUUCAACUGGAACGUCACCUAUGGCACCAUUUACCCCCUCGGCCUCCCCCAACAGGGUAUUCUCAUUAAUGGCCAAUUUCCUGGCCCCGAUAUUCACUCCGUUACCAACGAUAAUCUCAUUAUCAAUGUCUUCAAUAGCCUGGACGAGCCCUUCCUCCUCUCCUGGAAUGGGAUUCAGCAGAGAAGGAACUCGUACGAAGACGGUGUGUACGGAACAACAUGCCCAAUUCCUCCGGGGAAGAAUUUCACUUACAUUCUCCAGGUGAAAGAUCAGAUCGGAAGCUUCUACUACUUCCCUUCUCUCGGUUUCCACAAGGCCGCCGGUGGUUUCGGUGGGAUCAGGAUUCUCAGCCGCCCCCGGAUUCCCGUCCCCUUCCCGGAUCCCGCCGGCGAUUACACCGUCCUCAUCGGUGACUGGUACCAAGCUAAUCAUACGACGUUGAGGGCCCAACUAGACAAUGGUACUAUGCUUCCACUCCCCGACGGUAUCCUCAUCAAUGGUCGCGGGCCCAAUAGAACUGCCCCUUUCAAUGUAGAACAAGGAAAAACGUACAGGCUCAGGAUCUCAAACGUGGGGCUCCAAAACUCUCUCAACUUCCGAAUUCAAGGCCACAGAUUGAAGGUGGUUGAAGUUGAAGGAACCCACACCCUCCAAACCGAAUUCUCUUCCCUUGACAUUCAUGUCGGCCAAUUUUAUUCCGUUCUCGUCACGGCGGAUCAGCCCGCUCAGGACUUCUACGUCGUCGUUUCCUCUCGCUUCACCACCCCGAUUCUUACCACCACCGCCAUUCUCCGCUAUGCCAACUCUGCCGGCUCGGUCCAAGGCCCUCCUCCUGGUGGCCCAACCAUCCAAAUUGAUUGGUCCCUUAACCAAGCUCGAGCCAUCAGGACCAAUCUUACAGCCAGUGGGCCUCGGCCGAACCCACAAGGGUCCUAUCACUACGGUCUCAUCAACACGACCAAAACCAUCGUACUGUCGAACUCAGCCGGGUUUGUCAACGGGAAGCAAAGAUACGCCGUCAACAGCGUGUCGUUUAUUCCGGCGGAUACUCCCCUGAAGGUCGCCGACUUCUUCAAAAUCGGAGGAGUUUUCCGCGUCGGAAGCAUCUCCGACUGGCCAACCGGUGGAGGAAUCUACCAGGACACCUCGGUAAUGGGUGCUGACUACAGAGCUUACGUUGAAAUCGUGUUCCAGAACAACGAAGAUCUCAUCCAGAGUUGGCACCUCGAUGGCUACUCCUUCUUUGUCGUUGGGAUGGAUGGUGGGCAAUGGACAUCGAACAGCAGAAACCAAUACAACCUACGAGACGCAAUCGCACGUUGUACCACUCAGGUGUAUCCCAAGUCAUGGACGGCAAUAUACGUGGCGCUGGACAACGUGGGAAUGUGGAACGUAAGGUCAGAAUUCUGGGCACGCCAGUACCUGGGCC